Molecule: messenger RNA, 4283 nt
Organism: Monodelphis domestica (gray short-tailed opossum)
Lineage: Eukaryota; Metazoa; Chordata; Mammalia; Didelphimorphia; Didelphidae
Gene: OGFR
Product: opioid growth factor receptor
Cellular component (GO): membrane
Molecular function (GO): opioid growth factor receptor activity
Source: RefSeq, a predicted model, not a curated record
CUCCCCCAGUGCGUCCUCCCUCCUCCUUUCGCUUUCGUUUCCGCUGCUUCUCUUUCCUUUCCUGCCGGCCUCUCUCCUCCCCUCGCCACUUCAAUCUACCUCCCUUGAACCCUACACACCUCCGCACCUCAGCGUCUUCUCCUGCUCCCUGUUCUGGCCGUGACCCAGGCUUUUAACCUCUGCUGCACAGAGCAUGGACGACGAAGACUGCGAUUCGACUUGGGAAGAAGAGGAAGAGGAGCAGGAAAAGGAGAAGGAAGAGAGGAAGACCAGGGAGGAAGCGAAGCCGAGGCAGCAGCAACGCGGGAACCAGGCUUUCCAGCCCAGAUGGGGCUCUCUUCUUUUCAGAUUCUGCCAAUAUGUGUGGCAAUUCUGCAGCUUUUGGACUUCUUGGUUCAGUUUGUCCUUGAGUUGGGGUUAUCUCAAUCAACAGUUGCAAAUGACUUUUAAUCAACUAAAGAAUCGGAUGAUAGGAUGCCGAAACUGGAGAGCAGUACAGGACAUGCAGAGAUACAGACGUCAAUACCCAGGUUUGACAGAUGAAGAGUCCAAUGAUGAAAUGAUGAAUUUGAAGUUUUAUAAAAAUGAAAUUGCCUUCUUGCCCAAUGGCCAUUUUAUUGAGGACAUCCUGAAGAAAUGGAGAAAGGACUAUGACAGACUAGAGGACAACCACUCUUACAUACAGUGGUUGUUCCCUUUGCGGGAGAGGGGAGUGAAUUGGCACGCGAAGCCCCUGACCCUCAGAGAAAUCCAGGAAUUUAAAAAAUCUGCAGAAGUCAUGAAAAGAUUUGUCCAAGCAUAUGAACUCAUGCUAGACUUCUAUGGAAUUGAACUGGAGGAUCGAGAAACAGGGAAAGUAAGAAAGACUGACAAUUACCAGGAGAGAUUUAAGAACCUUGACUUGCACAGUCACAACAACCUCCGAAUCACUCGCAUCCUAAAGUGUCUGGGCGAGAUGGGCUAUGAACAUUACCAGGUACCCCUGAUCCAUUUCUUCCUGGAAGAGACCCUUGUUCAUCAGGACUUGCCAAGCGUUAAGCAGAGUGCCUUGGAUUACUUCAUGUUCACAGUCCGGAACAAGAAGGAGCGCAGAAAACUUGUCUAUUAUGCCUGGAAAAACUUUAGUCCCCAAUAUAAAUUUGUAUGGGGGCCACAAGAGAAACUUCAGAAAUUUGAACGUGGGAUUCCACCUUCUUCUCUACGGCAGGACUGUCUUGAAGAAGAGGGUUCAACUGGAUCCCAAAAUGAGGUUGGAAUAGAGAAAGACCAAGUUAGGACUCAGGUGAGGGAAGAGAUCGUUAGGGAAGAUACGGUUUCUGAAGUCAAUCAGAUGGACAAGAAAGACCCCAGUGCCAUGCUGCAGAUGUGUGAGAUGAAACAGGGAGAAAGGUCAAAUUCAUCUGAUGAGCAGGAAGAAAAGGUUGCAACCAAGAGUGCUGGGGACCAGGAGCCAAGGCCUCAGAGUCCAAAGGAAAGUAAGAAAAGGAAAUAUGAGGUAAAAAGACUUGAGUCUAGCCAAGAAGAGGAACAAAGCCAGGGCACCUCUGAUGUGGAGAAGAUUGCCCUUAACCUAGAAGAAUGUGCCCUUAACCAGAGCAAUAUGGGGACCUCUAGUGGAUCUGAGGAAAUGGGGAACCUGGACCUGUCAAAGGAGAAGGGGCCAUCCAGCCCUGAGUCCAUGGACACUAAAAUGUCUGAUGAGAUAAAGAGAAGGAAGCUUGAAAAUAAAGCACAAGAAAACAAUAUAGAGACAACAGAGAAUGGGGAACAAACCACUACGUGCCUCCCAAUACCCAAUGGUAUUUCCCACAAAGCGAAGGAAAAAGAAGACAAGAGCAGCAUUGGUUGGGAAACCAAAAGCCUACAAGUAGGGAUUGUAAAACAAGAUGAUAUAGCUAUAACUUCAUCUGGAAAUUCCUCAGGUGACCCCGCCAGUGUCAGCAUGUCUCCUGACCAAUCAGAAGUGCAAGAAUAUGUGCACAUUGAAAAAGGAAAUAUUGACAUAAAUCCUGAACUCAAGAGACCUUGUCCCCUAGAGUCAACAGGUGCUGAAUGUUCAGAUAAAGAAGUCCCACAGAAGGCGGAAGAUGAAACCACAGUGGAAAGACCUCAUUCAGAGUAAAAACAAUGAGCCACCAAACCACAAAUAGGCAAGGAAGGAAUUCAGGACCCUGACCCUAUGGGGCAGGAUUCUGCAAGAUUCUGGGGUUCUCAGCACCUUUUCCAUAGAUAUCUUUGGAACAAAUUGGUUGAGAUUCUUUAACUUUUAAGUUUUUAAGCUUUAAUGGUGUCUAAAGUUCAAGGUAGGAGGAAGACAUGUCAUGGAACUCCUCCUUUGUUCGUUCUGCUAUCUAAGCUUUCCCUGAGUAAGACUGGCUGCUUCUCUUUGCCUGAUAGAUUACAUUUGUGAUAAGCUGUGGAGAAACUGAGAGAAAAAUAAAAUGGGAACCAUUCGAGAAGGAAUACUAAGAUAGAUUUACUUUAAGACUUUGAAAUCCAAGUAAUCAUUUUGAUAAAAGAGGAAAAGUGUUUAUAUCACUUUAAUUCACAUCCAAGAAUAGUGUGCCCAUCCCAUUUUUAUCCAGAGGUUGGAAAGUCUGAAUUUCUAAUGCCCAUGUCAAGACAUUUUUUUUUCCUGAAAAUUCACUCUUGCUUUGAGCUUUUGUUGAGGAUUAAAAGGCCUAGCUAGAUAAAUAGCUGGCACCUCUCCUUAUGAAAGGAUUUUCAUUGAACUUUUUUCCCCCCUCACCUACUAAAAGUAAUUUCAUCCCAUCACAGUGACUUGCCUUUCUCAAGGUGGAAUUCUAAUCUUUACUCUGUUUAAUCUGAGGAGAAGGGAAAAAGAGCAAGUCGUGAAACUUCAGCUAUAGCUCUAUCCCAUGCAGAUACUUGGCAUUUUGAUUUCUUCCCUAUUGGCCUUGGAAUUUUAUGAGACAUCCACUUUUCCAUUUCUGCACUCUGGCUCAGGAUUCUUUCUUGGGUUCUUUUGUUUCAUUUUAUUAUUAAGAGAUUGAGUGAAUCAUCUAUACCUUGCAAUUAAUUCUUCAUGGUAACAAUGAUUCCUUGUCUAGCUUUUGUACUUGUGUUUCUUAGACUUAGACAAAUCACUAAGGAACUCUGGGAUACCCCCUUGACUUUCUGUCACAACUUGAACCACUCUGCAUGUUUUUUUUGAUAUCUAGCUGUCCAUGUAUAUACAUUUACAGAUCCACCUUUGCCAUUUGUAGAUGAAAAUAUUUAUAUCAGUGCCAUCAUCCAUUGCUUUGCCUUCUCCAACCUCCAGUAAAUUAUGUAGAGCCUUCUCACCAGUAUGGACUCAACCAAUGAAGUGGAGAGAGCAGGGGGGUUUCCCACCUCUCUCCUGGUUUAUUAUAGAUAAGAGAGCCUUUAUGAUACCUUUUCUCCUCUCUGUCCUGUACUUUAAUGAACAAGACAUCUCUCCUUGAUGGGAUGGGGAAGGGAAAGGAGUGGAGUGGUCACUUCCCAAUCUGGAAUUUUGAGAGACCUGGCUUGAUUUUGCUUCCAAUUUCAUACAAAGGGCUAGAGUCUCUGCUCAGGUCUGUACUCAACAAGUUGCUCUAGAACUAUAUGUAGUUUUUCACCUACCUCACAGGGUUGUCAUGAAGAAAAGAGAAAGAAAGAAUGGUCCUUUGGGAGCCUUCAUCAUCCCAGCCAUGCAAACCCAGGGCUCAUUGGUACAAUGAGUUCUUUGCCUCUAACAGCAAUUAUAAGAGUGUCAUCAUCAUGCUGUUGGGCUAGGGACUGUAGAGCCUGUGAUGUAACUUACAUUUUCUCUUUCUUGCUAAUUGUUUGGUGCAAUGAGGCUUUCAGUAUUGGGGAGCUGAUACGCAUUGGAUUUUGGCUUCCCAAACUGACUAAAACUGUUCUUUUUUCUUGAUAUGUCUCCCUACUCUCUCAUUUCAAGUUUUGGCCUCUCCUUUUCUGUCUCUCACCUGCAGAAACAAGAAUGGGCAUUUCCCAUAACAGCUAGAAAGAGAAGCCCCUGACCCUUGCUUCUGUCCCAGGGCUUACCUGGGAUGCUAUGAUGAGUAUCCCCAGGGGAUCUUGCUCACCUAGAUCAGUGACUGGUUGAACAAAAGAAAUUUCAGUGAAUCAGAAACUGGGUGUUGUGAGUUGUUUUGUUUGUUUUGAAAGGGGACUAUCAAAAUAGAAUUGAGAUUAUUUUCCCAUGGAUAUUUGGAACUUGUUCAUGAUGUUUUUCUUCCUAAAAGUUAAUGGCUGUGAAAAUGGACUGUGUUUUAAUAAAAAUGUGUUGACUGCCA